AUAGAAAUUCCUCAUUCAAGUUUAUAAAUAUAUUGUAAGAGGAUCGUAAACAAUUGUCAAAUAACAAUCGUAAACAUAAACACUGGAAUCUGAUGAUGUCUUUACUUUUAGUUUACAAGUGGAUGGAUCAUCUCGUGUGCAUAAAUAUUCCUAUCAAAUAAAAUCGAAGUUUUAUGAACUACGAUGAUAUUCAAAUAUAUGAAGAUUAUAUUGAUUCUCCAAGCGUCUUCAACACAAGGUGGAAAAUACUGCAAUAUAAUUUCAGCAGAUGAAAAAAAGUGCCACUUAAGGGAAUCACUUGUCAUCAUCGACCAUAGCGCUAAUCAAAUAGCAGUUGACAAGAGAUCUAACACCUUGUACUUCAGUUUCGAUGCUGGCCAAGGGGAAUUCAACCCAGCGUUGAUCGGCAUAGAUUCCAAAAAGCUGAAGCUGCUAAAAGGAGUUAAAGACGCUUUUGCUAUAGCUACGGAUGACAAAACUGGUGAUGUGUAUUUCGGUGGAAGCAGCGGUGUUUAUAAAUUUAGCCAUUUAAACAGCAAGCUUAUGAGACUGGAUAUAAAGCAGCUGGAUGUAUGGUGGUUAGUGAUACGGAAUCAUAUAUAUUACAUACAGUUUCCAGACUUGAAGGCCUAUGUGUAUAAAUGCAAGAUGAUCAAGUUGUUAGAGCAGCUUCACAGCAGCGUUAUGAACCAGUUUGUCUUCGAUGCUGAAAAGAAUAUUUACUUUAUAAACGGAACAGGUCUUUACAGAGUUGGGAAAGACGACACAAAGGUGGUAUUACUAAGAAGCACACCAAAAUUUUUGGGAAUGACUACAAACAUUUAUGGUACAGUGUACGUGUGUAGCGACAGUGGUAUUUACUACAUUAGGAAAGAUCAGAAGUUGGCUAAAUUUGUGAGCAUCCAAGGCGUGUUAGCGUUGACAUUUGACAAAGAUAACCACUUGAUUUACUCUGAUUCUCGUGAGCUAGUCCGUCUCCUGCCUAUGGAGAAGAGAAUCAAGAAGAAUGAAUCUCGGAAGUCUCUUGCUGGUGAUGUGAGGAAUGUGACUGUUUGUGAAGUCUUCACGAUGCUUGUUAGUCCAAAACCAAAAGCGAUAGUGGAAGAAGAACAUCAAUGCGCUAAUUCAUUGAACUCCUUGUAACAAAAUGCCUGGAAUACUUUAUGAAGUGGUCUACGAAACGUUCUUAUUCAAAGUUUAAAUUGUUGAACGGACUGGCACUAGAAGUAUUUCGGUAUUUUUUCGUUUACGUUUUUUCGUGAUUUGGUUUUUUUUUUCAAAACAUUAAAAUCGUAUUAAUUAUGAAGUCUUAGGUUUUGUAUUUUUUAUACCAGCAUGAAUAAAUGGUUAUCUUUGUACUUCAUCGGAUAAUAUUAGUGUCACUUUUUAUACAAAACCUGUUAUUGUUCCUUAUGUUUCAACACACUUUAGUUGUUGUAUUUAUACAAACAUGACUAAGUCACUUUCACUAAAGAGAAUUUGUAAUAGGUGGUUUGUCAAAAUAAAUUGUGUAGCCACAGUAAAUUUACUGCCAUCUGACACAUGAUCAAAACUUGAAGAACACCAUUUGACUUUGAUCCUUAUUCUUUCACUGAUAUGUGUUAAUUUUGUUAGAAAUCAAAAAAUAGAGCAUAGGCCAAAAGUAUGGCGAUACCUUUUCGAACGAUUCGUUUCGGCGUUCUAAAGUUUUACUCGUGUGUCGAAAGAUGGCAGUAAACUGACUGUGGCUACGAAAUUUACAUCGACAAUCCACCUAUAUUUCAAUUUUUUUUUGCUCUCACUUUCAAUGUAAAAAAAUAUGCAGAUACCAACACGAAUGAUGACAGCAUAAAAAUAUAAAAUAAAAUAGUAGAGAUUUUAUAUGCAUAUCGCAGUGGACGGACAGCAGAACCCUUUUACCAUAUCAAGUAAUGAAUUUUUAUGACUAUUUAAACAACGUUAGUACAUUUUCAUGCACAUUUUAAUGUAGUUAUUAAAUAUGCGCAUUUAUUUGGAAUACAAACAAGACAUGAACCAAUGUUUUCAUUUUCAACGAUUUCGAUAUUUAUUCAUUGGAUGUAAGUUUAAUUUUUUUUCUUUUGAUCAGAAUGUAUUAAAAAUACGGAAUGUAUUGAUUUAAGUUAACAAUCCUUUGUAAUUUCUACAAAAUACAAAUAAAAUACAAAAAUACAAAAUAGUUUAUUUGGCUUAACUUAUAAUACACAUAACAUAAAGGGCUGGAAUCUCCCAUUAAGUAUAACAAUACUUGUGUCGGGAGACCCCGCUCUUCCAUUAAAAAUUUCUAAUUUGGUUUGAUGAGGAUUUGUGAUUCCUUGAAAUCUAAGAGAAUUCUAAACAGUUGUCUGGAAAAGAUCGCUUCUUAGAGAUAAGACUGCGUGUUGUUACCUAACUUUUAAGUGUUUUUUAAUUUUCUGUCUAUUUUAACUGUAUGGUGCACAAUAAAUAAUAAUACUUACUUAGAAUCUAAGGAAAGGUUAAGGCCGCCACGUACAUUUUUCUUUUUUAAUUUUAUUUAUUUAAAUUGUAUUGCAUGAGAGGAAGCCUUUGCCCAGCAGUGAGACGUAUAUAGGCUGAAUUAUUAUGAUAAUUUA
Cydia pomonella (codling moth) is the source of this 2591-nucleotide messenger RNA. RefSeq names its product ommochrome-binding protein-like. Lineage: Eukaryota; Metazoa; Arthropoda; Insecta; Lepidoptera; Tortricidae. The transcript has a single exon. Bases 184 to 1143 code for a protein of 319 amino acids. The record is from RefSeq and is a predicted model, not a curated record.